AUGGUGCAACAUGGUUGUUCAGCAUUUCUGGAUAGUGUGGUGGAUAAAUCCAAGGAGUCAGAGUUAAAACUGGAAAAUGUGCAUAUUUUUCGUGAGUUCCCGAGGGUGUUUCUCGAGGAAUUACCAGGAUUACCCCCGGACAGAGAAAUCAAGUUUGUGAUCGAGCUUGCACUAGAAACAACACUGAUCUCUAAAGCGCCAUAUCUAAUGGCACCUGUGGAGUUGAAAGAACUUAAGAACCAGCUACAAGAGUUGUUGGACAAGGGUCUCCUGUCCAAAGUUAAGUAUGACAUUGGUGAUUCUUGUUCACUGGAUUACCUUAUUGAUAGCAUUUUCCCUCUAGUUAGAAAGCAUAUUGAGCCAGACCUUCAUCAUGCACAGGUUGGAAGGAUGACUUUAGGUGGGCUACUUGGUUUGGGGUACAAUGUAGUUGUCAGUUAUAAACGAGCAUCUAUGUCAGUGAAUAAUGACAAUGUAUCUAUUUCACUUGAAACAAUUGAUACUCUUGGAUAUGCUGCAUUAGUAUCCUGUGUUUUGAAGUUCUUUCUAUUACAUAUGAAGUAUAUUUUGGGUACAGGGGAGGAUUGGUGGACAACCUGUUUGACAGUUGGAAAUGAAGCAUCAAAGAUGGGCGUUAGUGGACUGUGGCUCACUAAAUCAUAUCUUGAAAUAAUUAUUGAGAGAAAAGGUGUACCUCGUCUUAAUACACCUCCACUUUUGCCUAAUUCAUCUCUGGCCAGCAAUCAAGACAAAAUGAUAAUUGCACCAAAGCCAAUCCGGGUUACUCCAAAUCUUGUUAAUAAGCUUGAGGAUCUAUCUCAGCCAUGGACUCGAUCUCCAAAAAAAUCAAAAAUGGAACCUGUAGUGGCAACAUGGCAUUUCAUUUCUUCAGACCCUCCUACAAAUAGCUCAGCCAUCGCAACAACAGAUCCUUCCAGUUUCAAGGACACCAUGAAACUUGCUCCAUUGCCCAAUUCAUAUGACUUGGAUAGAGGAUUGCUUCUUUCUGCUUUGUUGGAGAAUAAAGGUUUCCCAGUUAUAGUUGGAAUUGGUCUGUUGAACUACUCCCUCCCUCCUCUUGUUGUUGAUAUUAAACUUGGCUAG
Messenger RNA from Humulus lupulus (European hop), 1104 nucleotides. RefSeq lists its product as uncharacterized. The transcript is spliced from 8 exons. Bases 1 to 1104 code for a protein of 367 amino acids. The record is from RefSeq and is a predicted model, not a curated record. NCBI's taxonomy places the organism in Eukaryota, Viridiplantae, Streptophyta, Magnoliopsida, Rosales, Cannabaceae.